Messenger RNA from Hyaloperonospora brassicae, 1179 nucleotides. NCBI's taxonomy places the organism in Eukaryota, Oomycota, Peronosporomycetes, Peronosporales, Peronosporaceae. The record is from the annotation of a GenBank genome assembly.
AUGCACGCGGGUAUGGACUACAAGCGCUACCUCGAGGAGAUCGACAUCACGGAUGACGACCUGAAAAGCUGGAAAGCCAAGUUCUGGAACGACAACAAGUGGCUGCCGUCUUUCGCCGAAGACCGCAGCUUGGACUCGACCGACGAAGACCUGCGCCAGCGGAUUUUCAUGAGCAAGCAAGACGUCGCGGAAGCGCAGGCGGCCAAUCCACUCGCGAGUUUCUCCAUCAUGACGCCGUUCUCAGCACUGACGAAAGAAGAGUUUGCCACCAGAGUCCAAAACGCGUACGUUUACGGCAACACGACACAGAAACGGGUUCGAGCUGCACCGGUAUCACCCACGAGAUCACUUCGUGAGACCGAGACGUUCGCGGACAUCCAGGACAUAAUCGACGCUUUGCAAAAGAGGAUCCAGGAACGCGUAGACGACUCGUGGACACCCGGUGGCGUGAAAGCUGCUCGUGACACGGACGAAGACGAAGACGACGAUUCGGUUGCGCAACAAGUGCAAUGGGAUCUCCCUAUCCCAGAACCAGCCCCCAUGACGGAACCGCCGACACCAGCUCCGACACCAGCUCCGACACCAGCUCCUGAACCCAAGUCCACGACGCGGCCUUCUGUCGUUGAGUCCUUCAUUGAGUCCCUCCAGUGCAUCAAGCGUGGCCAAUCGAAGCUCAAUAGCUACUCAAAGCAGCAGCUGAUCGGUUGUGACUCGCAGAACAGGGGCUGUAAUGGCGGUGCUCCGGUAUACGCGUUCGAAUACAUCAGGCAGAACGGUCUGUGCUCGGAAAGCGCGUACCCCUACACGUUGCGCGAAGGCGGUACCACGUCCUGUUCAGCGAGGUGCUCCAAGAGCCAAACAGGCAUUACUGGAUACGAAAAGCUGGACGAUGGCGACGAAGCAGAGCUCAUUAACGCGCUCAAGUCGCAGCCUGUUGUCGCAGCCGUUGCGUCCGGGAACGCAGCUUGGAAGCAGUAUACUGGCGGCAUUCUCUCGACUUGCGAGACGUCCACGAUCGACCACGCUGUGCUCAUCGUGGGCUACGACGACACUACGUUCAAGAUCCAGAACUCGUGGGGCGAGGAUUGGGGCGAGGCGGGAUACAUUCGGCUGCAACGCACCUCGUCCAGCUCAGGCACUUGUGGCUUGCUCGAGAACAUGUCGCGACCCACGAUGUAA